CGCUGGGUCCGGGCGAGAGACAGAGCCCGCGGACCGGGCGCUAAAACCGCCUCGCCAUCCGCACGCCGCGGUCCGAGAGGAGGAGCCCCGGGUGCCGCUCCAGCCGCCGGCGCCGCCGCCGCUCCCGCCGGCACCCCAUGGAUAAGGCGGGCUCGCUGCACAGCUCGGUGCCCGGGCCGCCGCCCCGGCUCUACCUGCCGCGCAACUUCAGCUGCAGCGCCUGCCUCUAUGGCAGCCUGGCCGAGCAGUGCAGGGCGGGCUGCAGCCCCGACGGCGACGCCGCGCCCACGCCCGUGGUGCGGGAAGCGGCGGGCGAGAAGCCGCCGCCGAGCCGCGGCCGGGAGCCCACGCUGCCCGCCGUGCCCCCCAGCCCCACGCAGCGCCGCCGCGCCAAGUCGCUGCCCACGCCCGGCGACCGCAGCCUGCGCCCCGCGCUGCAGCAGAGCCCGUCGCGCCGCAAGACCGUGCGGUUCGCCGACUCGCUGGGGCUGGAGCUCACCUCCGUGCACCUCUUCUGCGAGGCCGACCUGCCGCGGGUGCCGCUGCCCGCGCCGCCGACGCCGCGCCCCGCCGACCUCCUCAAGACCAGGAAGCCGCCGGCGCUGGGCGAUCUGGAGCCGGUGCUGUUCGGGCCGCCGCCGCCGCUGCUGGAGCCGCUGUUCCCGCCGCAGCCCGGCGCCAGCCCCGGCUUCGCGGAGCGGGUGCGGCAGCACAAGGUGAGGCUGGAGUGGGUGCGGGCAGAGCCGGCGGGGCUGCGCGGGGCCGUGCGCGUCCUCAACCUCGCCUACGAGAAGGUCGUGUCGGUGCGCUACACGCUCAAUGGCUGGGCCAGCUGCGCCGAGGCUGCCGCCGCGUACCAGCCGCCCGCGCCGGCCGACGGCAUCACCGACCGCUUCGCCUUCCUGCUGCCCCUGGGCGCCGCCGCCGCCGAGACCACGCUGGAGUUCGCCGUCCGCUACCGCGUCGCCGGCGCCGAGUACUGGGACAACAACGAGGGCAAGAACUACCGGCUGCGGGGCCGGCAGCGCGUCCCGCCCGCCGCAGGGCCCCCGCAGGACCCCGACAGCUCUGCCUGGAUCCACUUCAUCUGAAACGGGAGGAGCGCGGAGCCCGCGCGGGCCCGGGGGACCCCUCCCGGGGGGGCUCGGCGCGCUCCCCUCGGCGCCCGCCCCGCCGCCUCCCCGCGAGCCGCCCGGAGGAGCUCUCCGAGCUCUGUUUACACUGGGGUCAUUCGUGUUUUCUGUGUCACUAGCGGGGCCGGGGGGAACCCUGGCUCGCCUCCCAGGCGCUCACGGGGUGUGGGCAGGGGGGCCGGGCGCGGGUUCCCCCUCAGUAUCCCGAGCACUGUGGCUUCCACCAAAGCGGCGGCUGCCGGCCGGGCUCCGGUGACAGGGGCCGGGAAUGUGCGGGAUUUGCCGGUCAGGACCGGGAUCCGCAGGUGAGUGCACAUCCUCCCGGCCCCGGAGGUCAGGCUGAGCUGCUGUCACCUCUGCAGGUUACACGGAAGGCGCUGCCACAGGGCAUCCCUCCGUCCUAUUUGCCUAAUCCUGCUCAGGCAAAGCUCGGAUCCGCCCUCAGCGCCUCGCUGACCCGCUCGUGUUAUUGUCCCGCGGGGUCAAGGGCCUGAGAGUGCAGGCUAAGGGACAGAUUAGUUUUGAACCCAAAAAGACAAAAGUAUGGAUGCCCCAAGGUGUAACUGUGUCUCAUUACGCGGUGAAAGUAUUCGGUUUAAAGCAAAUAUUUAAUUUUUUUAUUUUUUUUUUUUUACUUUUGAACCCUGUUUCGGGUAUUUAGUCAUAGUUAGAAAGCAAAAAAAAAAAAAAAAAUAGCAUCACAUCCUAUUUGAAACGCAACUCACUGAGAGAUUUUUAAAAGAAAGUGUUUUGGUUUAGAAUUCACGUGGUACGUUGAUGGAAAAGUUUGUCAGGAUCUGGUGUUUGUUUCAGUAGGACUGGUCCCACAGAGCUGCUUGUGUUCAGGUCAGCGGGAAAGUCGUGGAAUUGCACCAAAAGAGCGAGAGACGACAAGAGUUGAAUCCCUAAUUCCAGUCUGCAUCAUGAGCAACACCUUCAUUUUUAUUGCUUCUGGCAGUUUAAUUAAACAGUAUCAGUGCAGGAGCCUGCUUUCUGAAUUUCCUGCUCCAAAUUCUUCACAAUAAUUUCACUAAGUGAUGGCUUUUACAAAACUGGUGAGGUUUAAUCAGAGAAAUCAAAGAAAGUUCUACCUCGCCAUAUAAAAGUAUAUAAAUCAAAAUUACACAGCAUACUGACUUCUGCCUUCAAAGGCAUGUUUUAAAUUAUAUUAUCACUAAACAAAGCAUUUUCCUUUUUAAUGUGCUUUUUCAGGAGUUCAGUUGAAUACAGGUUGUGCUGGUGCCAAAUCUGGGUGCUAAUUUUCCAGGAUUGAGACAUGAAUGUGUUUGCUGGAGUGGGGCCUCUGCAAAUAUAACUAAUGAGAGUGGUAAAACCAUGUCAGUGUGAUUUUCUGGUUGUGAAGAGCUGUAAGAUCUGGCCUUUGGGUUUUGAAUUUUCUGUAGGUUGUUUUGGGAUGAAAUGCCAUUUUUUAAACUGCAUUUUUGUGUUUCUUCGAAGGGUUAAGUGUCCCAAGCAGCUUGAGUAAUGUCUGGAGUAAUGAGUUCUCACAGAACCUUUUGACUCUGGUGAGAAUCGAGAGCAGUUUUGUCUCCUGAGGGUCUGAUUCAGUCAGAAUAAUUAAACUUAUAAAUUCUGGGGGAAAAAGAGGUCUGGAAACUCAAUGGGAAAAGAACAUUUAAUUUCAUUUCUGUAGAUUACUGGUUCUGAUUUAAUGGAAGUAAUAGCAAGGCUACUUUCUGUAGUAUUGGUAGCUUGGUUUUAAUUUCCCAGUCAGUGUUCUAAUCCCUGUGCUUUUAAUGAAACCAAAUUUAACAGAAAUACACUGUCAGCAUCUACUGAGUAUUUCACAUUUUAGUGUAUUAAGGUCCCCAUCUUGUAAUACAGUAAUCCUGUAAGUUACUAGAACACAUUUAUAAAGCUAGAAUUGCACAAAUAGGGUCUUAAAACGAUCAUGAUUAAAACAUAUUAAGUGGUGUAUUUGAUAAAGCAAGCCCAAGUGUCUUUUAGUUGAAUUUACAUUUUAUAAGAGCCUUAAUACUGGAGAGAAGGAAAAGGACUUGUCUCCAUUUGAAAGCACUUUGAAAUCUGGUAGAAAUAUAGCAAACCAUCAUUUAUUUAUGUGUUGUAGCUUUCCAAAGCUUGGCCUUUUUAACUGACAGAGUGAACCAACAGCAGUUAUGUGGACUAAUGAAAAUGCUUGGAGAAAAAAGUAGUUUCUAUGCAUUUUAGAUCAACUGGUGAUGCAACUUUGCUUAAGAAGUUUUAACAGGAUUUUCUGUUUAUUGUUUCAGUGGAUUUAUAAAACAUGGACAGCGCUAAAAACAUUUUUAACACUGAGCAAUUCUAGAACUCCAUAAUUAUUUCCCAGUGAUUGGCAGUUUUCAUUGUUGUUAGAUUUAUGCAGUUUUCAUUGUUGUUUGAUUUAUGCAGCAUAUGUAGGUCUCUAAAAAUUCUCUAAAAAAGUUUUAAAAUCUCAUUCCAGCACCUGUGGCAUAAACACUUUCAAUUCGGAUUACCUAAGUGGAUGUACCUGCAUCAAGUGCACAAGGAGGUGGUUGUAUUUCACUUUAUUUUUGAUCAUGACUUAGAUGAACUUACUGUUGUUUUAGGUUGGAAUUUUGCAGGCAGAAUUGGGCUCUAUGAUACUGUUCAGAUAUUAUUGUUCUUUUAUUUACAGCCACCUUUGCCAAACACAAAUCUGAAUAUUCAACCUCUUGAAGCAUACCAUGAGAGUGUUUUGCACAACAGUCUUUUGAGCUUUCAAGCAGUUAAUCCUGACUUUAACCUAAAUUUUGUAACUCUAUGAGCUUGAUCAGAGAUUAUUGAUGAGACAUGUGCAAGUCCAGUAAGAGGCACGGUCUUGUAGGAGGUUUAGAGACAGCUCCAUUGUAAUGCCUGGGAAGGGACGGCUGCACCCAGCCAGCUUUGACCAGAGAAUGCUGUUUGAUGAAGGCUGUGGAAGGAAAUUGAGGUUUUCAUAGAAAUUAUCAGUAGCAUAUGCCAAAACUGCACUACUUUGAUUACACAUUUGUGCUUCUGUCACGUGAAUUUAUUUCUGAGAAAGGUUUAUCCACAAAUAUGUGUUCAGUUCAGUGGCUGGGAGUGUUUCUCCACUGGCAGCAUUCAUGUAGUUUUCAAUCCAUUAGAUUUCAGUCUGAGCCCAUCUAUUCCAUCUAAUACUUGCUAGAAGCACUGUGAUAAGUGGAGAUGAAAUAGAAAUGUCAAAUGAUAUUUAUGUGAUACAUAAACAAUGACUUUGAGGAGAAUAACCUGUAUUGAAGGAGAUUAUUUUCAAGUUGGCAGGACACUAUUUAAUUGUGAGCUUGAGGAAAACAUAUUUUUAAAAUUGUAUUUCUAAAGAAUACUUCAAGAAAAAACUUUCACAAGCAAAGUUAAAUAUUUGAAAAUUUUCAAACCAAUCUGUUUCUGGAAAAAAUGGUUUUACAUGCAUGAAUGGGGUCCAUGCCUCCUCCCUUUGCAAGGGAUACCAGGAUGGUUAAGGCAAGGCAAUAAUCCUUUGGUCAUGUACUUCCCUUGUAAGUGAAUUAUUCAUUGCUUAUGUCUCCGCAGGUGUAAAAAUGUGUCUGUCAUUUAUGGUGCAAAGUUGUAGCUUUAUGAAAUGUGCCAUGUUGUUUUAUGGGCACUAUAAUGCUCAUUUAUCCAGCAAGUUGAGUUGUACUGUAUGUCUGAUAGACAUGGAUGUUUGCUGCUUCACACUGGAACUGGUAGGGUUUUUGCAUGUGACUCUCUGCCUCCUGUGGCAAUAUUUUGGAGAUUUACCCUAAUUAUUAGAAAUCCUAAAACAAAUGAGAACUAUUAAGUGUCCAUAAAUGGAAUUUCAGCUAGCUAAACAUAUUAUUUAUUAGCAUAAAAUCAAUAACUGAAGGUGUUGUACUUACUUUCACUAAAUGUACAAAAUUUCAGGUAAAUUAAUUUCUUUCUCCUUUUACCAUUUGCAAGUAACUUUUUGAUGUGAAUGUGUGUGCCCCAGUAUCUCAGUGAACAACAGAGUAAGUGCACACUCGGUUGUUUCAGAUGUGAGGGGCAAAUAUAUCACUUGAAUGAACAAAUGUCUGUUCGUGCAUGAGCAUCAUCCCUUUACAGAUACGUGAAAUGUUUUUCUACAAUGCCAACAGGCAAGCAGCUGCUAAUUUUAAUGCAAUCUGCAGAAAUGCUCAGAAUUUGAUUUGUUGAACAUAUCACAUAUUCAAAUUUUUAUGUGCCUUUCAGCAUUUCCUAGAAAUAAAGCUCACGUGUUCCUUAGCUCUCCCACCACGCGUCCAAUAAUGAACUUGUCAUUAAAAUGAAAUUUUUACAAAAAUACAAUAAUCCUAAUUCCUGACACAUUUGUAGCUGUGCCAGAAAUCGUGUAUCUAUAGCAGCCAGAAGGAUUUGAUAAUAUUUUCCCAUAUUACAGUGAAAGAUUUGUCAGUCAGAAAUAUGUCUUCCUGGUACAGCUCUACAUUUAUGUAGUUAAGUAAAAAAGAAACCAAUUGUGACUACAGUUAACACAACAGAGUAUGUUUGUUGUAUAUAUUCACUUCUUGCACAAAAAUUCUAAAUAUAUUCUCUCUGAAGCCAGAAGUUCUAGUUUUCUACAAAAUCUGUUCGUGGAGACCUGGCCUUUUCAACUUUUACUGUUACUUGUCUGAUGCUGCAUAAUGCAAAUUGUUAAAAAUUUUUGAUGGGUUUAAUCUGCCUAUAGGACUUGUCAUGAAACAAAAGUGCUCAGUGCAAGGAAUACCUGAAGUAAAUUACUUUUACCUUCCAGCUAUUCUGCAUGGCUUUUUGGCAAAUCCCCAGCAAUUCUGUUUCCUGUACAUAUUCCACAUGCACAUGCUUGGAGGAAAUGGAAGGAUUAUUAAUGGAAUGGUAAUAUUUUUGAGCACUGAAAUUAAGGAUUUUCCAACAUAAAUAGUUCAAGGCAAGAGGUAAAUAUAGUCAAUAUUACUGUAAAACAAAGCCCACUGGCUGCUUUAUGAAGAGCUGAUCAGUAUUUUGUUUAAAAUGGAAGACAGUGGUGUAUUUCAAAAUUAAACAUGUUCAGGGAAACACACCUGUUUCAGGGAAGGUUUUCUCAGGUUCAGCUGGCAGGAGAGAAUUGCCCUAAAGUAAAGAAGUGAUAAGAGUAUUUCCUUACAUUUGUGUGUGGGCUUGAAUGUAGGUCUUCCAUGAGCAAAGUGGAUACUGAGCUAUAAAACCAUUGGCUAUUGCUUGGAGGUUUUCUUUAUCCAACUUACAAAUAUAGUUUUAAAAUACCCUCACAGAAAGGAUUUUUGACCCUGGGUUUGCCCAUCUCAUGUGAAUAUCUUCUUCAUUAAUCACUCUGUCUUUUGUUUGAGGCCUCUGUUGUUAAGGAAAGAUUUGAUUUUAUUUUUAUGCUACAUAGAAAGAUUAUUUUACAUUAGGGUUUUGGAGGGGAAGGCGGGGAAAUUUUUCCCUUGCAAUUUUCACUUUAUAGAUAUUAAACAAUAGCAUGAAGUAUAAAAAUUGCUUGAAAUUACAUAUGCACUAGUGAUUCCAAAGAAUAUAGCUAAAACUAAUGUCAAGUGUGAGAUGUGCUUUUUAAAAAACAUAUGUGCUUUGAUCUAGAAAGGCAGGGAGAAAGUCCUAGUCUCCAGUGCAAGCUAUUAAUGCCAGGGAUUUCUUUCUAUGCAAUUCUAUGGUGCACCUUUUUUAUAGGGAUUAACUUGAUUGGUGUAGUUCAUGUAUCAGUGUGUUAUGUGUAGAAUACUCUGUUUAAAGUGUCAUUAAGGAAACUGUGUGUCUUAAAUGGUGUUACAACUUUAGGCUCUUUUUUGUCUAACCUGACUUCACUAAAUCAUAAGAAACUCCUCUGAAUAACAAUAACCAGACAAUAUUUCAUAACAUUGUGUAAUCAAGUCUCACACGUUACACUUACCACCUUCUAGGACAAAAGUCGCGUUAUGGUUGUGAGUUUUAAAUUUUUUUGUAUUUCUGUAUCUUAAAAAGCCAGAUUGUGCUACAGUUUUAAAUGCAAAGAGCUAAUAAGCGUGUUUGGGAAGCUGAUCAAAAGUAGUCAAACUAAAAUUGACUGGGAUUACUCCUGUGUCAAAUUUCUGAACUGUGGCAUAAAAAAUGUUUGUGACCCUCCUGUGCCUCCUUCAUGGAGGGGCACCCUGGGUGCAAAACCUGCCAACAUCCAGACACGAAUCCAGGUUGCACUGCAGGAAAAUUGCUGUGACAGAAUUGCUGUUCUUGGAGAGGUUUGAACAAACCCAACUCCUCCCUUGUAGCGUUACACAGAUGUUCUGUCUGUUGAAGAGAGUGCUCUUCAACAUGCAGGUUUUUAUUACUGUCUCUUUGAUUUACUGUGACUUCAUUCUGAAAAAAAAAAUUGUUACUUAACUCUGUACUUGACUAGUAAAUUACUUUUAGUUGUAGUGUCUUCUGCAAUGUUUAUAUUUCACCAAAUAAUGUUUAUUUCUAAUGUUUGUAAAAGUUAAUGUAAUAUCACCAGAAGUCAAAAUCAACAUUUUCUAAUAAUGCCUUGUAAUUUACCUAGCCUUACAGUAUUUCAGAAAAUUUUCCACCAAAACUGCAUCUAGUCACUGCUUGUCACAAUUAUGAAAAAGAGAUAUUUAUAAACCUGUAGCUUCUAGCUGCCAUUAAAGAUUAAUAAGACAAAUCAUGA
Molecule: messenger RNA, 7749 nt
Organism: Motacilla alba alba
Lineage: Eukaryota; Metazoa; Chordata; Aves; Passeriformes; Motacillidae
Gene: PPP1R3E
Product: protein phosphatase 1 regulatory subunit 3E
Exons: 1
Coding region: 138-1091 (317 amino acids)
Biological process (GO): regulation of glycogen biosynthetic process
Cellular component (GO): protein phosphatase type 1 complex
Molecular function (GO): protein phosphatase 1 binding; glycogen binding
Source: RefSeq, a predicted model, not a curated record